GCGAUGUAUUGAGACAUUUUAAUGUAAAAUUCGAGUGUUCAGUCUUGGUGGUUAAAGAAAGAGUCAUUAAAUACUAGAUUCUAGACUAUGAAUAGUCACAAUGAAUGAGUCAAUGACGGCAUUUUGUAGAGUUCAUCAUUAGUAAUUGAACAAGUGUAACUAUUCAGAAAAGUACAUUCUCAAUGGAUUUGAAUGUCACUCAAAGGGAACCUGAAAACAUCAAUACCAUGGAGCAAAAGUCAGCACAAAGAGAGUCCGUAGGCAUCCACUUUUUGGAACCAGAUUUAGAACAGAAUAAGGCUGGACCUCUGGGAAAGAUAAGAAAAGCAAUAAGUUUACCGAGUGAGAUAGAGAGAAAUGAGUCAGGAGCCAUGACUUCAGGAGUGCAAGGUUAUAAGAAAAACAAGUCACUAAGCUUAUACUCAUUUGAUGUUAAAAACAGCAAUCCAGAAAAAACUCUAUCAAUGAAAAAGUUUCGACAGUAUGUCUGGGAAAAAGAUUUCAACAUAAGAAUGUCAGGUCAACAAUUGUCUUUGGAAAAAGAAUUCAGGCAGAAAAAGUCAGAGAGUCUGCAAGAUAUCUAUAGACAAAGACUUUCUACUGAGCCCCAUGCUGUUGAGAAUAUUUUUGUAAACUUGGGUGAUUCCUUGUACACGUAUGGUCCUCUAGGACAAGCCUUGAGAGAAUGCAUGGUUGAAUUACUUCAAAUUCGUCCUAAAGAUCCCAUUGAGUAUACAGCUAUGUGGCUUUAUCGCUUUGCGGAUACCAAUUGCUAUUAUAAAAAAAGAAUAGCACUUGCUGAAGAAAUGGUACAUUACAAGAACGAAAUUGAUGAGGAAAAUUUAAAAUGGGAGAACAGAAAGUUGGAAUUACAAAAACACAUAUUUAAAAAUAAACUUUCUCAAAAACAAAUUGCUUAUGAUACUCAAAAUUUAUGGUCAAGACUUAAAAAAAUAAAUUCUGAGAGAAUUAAGGCUACCAGGUCUAAAGAAAAAAUGCUAAAAUUGAAAGAUGAAAGCUCAUUCACAAAAUCUACAUCCAGCAAAAAGAAAACCCUUCAUGGUCCUGUCUUACACCUUAAGAAAAAAGGUAUAGAAAAAACCUCAAGUGAUUCUCUAACAGCCAUAUCUGAACAUUCCAUUUUAAAAAACCUGAGUGACUUAGCUUUAGAUGGAGAUGAAGCAGAUAAUGUCUUAUAUCCGAUCGUUAAGAAAUAUAUCCAAAAUAUUAUUGAAGAAGCUCAACACAAGACAGCUUCACUAAGUGAUCAGGUGAGGGCUUACCUUCAAAAUGUUAUUGAGGAAGCACAAAAGAUAUAUGAAAGUGAUGUUGUGAUAGUGGAAGUUAAACAAUAUUUGGAAAAUAUUAUUGAAGGAGCCAGAGAAAGGUUGCAAUCAGGAGUUGAUCAAAAAGAAGUGAAGUGGUAUCUUCAAGAUGUCAUUGAUCAGGCAGAAGAAAGGUUAGAGGAGAUAAUGGUGGCAGAAGAGACAUCGGGAGAUCUGAAAGAUACAAUUGUGAUCUCACAAGCUACAGCUGACUCUACAAUAACUUCAAGCCCCAUCAGCUUAGAAGGUUCUUCACAGUUGUCAUCCGCAUCAGGAUCUGAAUCAGACAGCAGUGAUGAUUUGCAACCAGGAGCUUUCUUGAGUAAAAAAAAGAAAAAGUUGAAAAAAUUGAAAAAGAAAAAGCAAAUGUUAAAGAAACCUACAGGUGCAGUGUCUUCUUCUUCCAGUGAUGUGGGACCUGUUAAACAUGUACCCUCAUUGAGUAAACGUAAAAAAACUCGUAGUAGCUCAAGUGCUAAUGUUGCCAAGAUAUCCAGUUUAGAACUUACAGACUCAAAAGAUGUUCCAGUUCAAGAUAGUUCUAGCCUAUUUCUUCUACCCAAAGAUGCUGAUAUCAAUGUGAAAGAUGCUCGGAGUUCAAUUUCCAAAGAACUGGACUUGAAACAAAAAAUUUUAGAUGUUGAAUCUAGAGUAAGAUUUUCAGAUGACCCUGAUAUCAUAAAGAUUGACCUUCCUAAAGAAGUAACAACAGAACAGAAAAAAAAGCGCACUGCGACUGCAAAACAUAAGAAAAAACCAGCUACAGAUGUGAAGAAACAAUCUUUGCCAAUUAAAAAAGAAAAUGUAAUACAAUUAAAGAAAGGUGAUUCAUAUGUACUUCCUUGGAAAAGAUCACUGUCAGCAGAAUUGAAAGCACAAGAAUCUAUAGAAGUCACAGAUGCAAAAUCUGAUGAUAGAACAGAGAAAUCUCAAUCACUUGAACAGCAGUCACUAUUAAUAUUCAAGGCUGAAUCAACUGAAAAAGAAGAAGCAUUGGAUGGAAUUGCUUUAAAAGAUUCAAUUGAUGUAUUCCCAACUCAAUCUAAAGACUUUGAAAGAACAUUUAAUGAGCGCCAAUCAAUAAACCAAUGGCAGCAGCCAGAAAUGAUGACAGAAAGAGUGUCACAACUGCCAGUUGUACAUUCAAGCAAAUCCAUAGAAGAUAUCAUUUUUGGGAAACUUGAAGAUCCUACCAAACAAACAUCUGUAGCAAUUGAUGAGAAAAAGGCAUAUAGUAUAUGCUCACUUUUGGCAGCCAUCACUAAUCCCUUGGAUGAAAAAGAAUUAACUAUCUUUGAAGAAGAAUUAAAGGUAGUAAAGAGUGUUGAAGAUGAUGUGAACAAAAGGAAGUCAUCAAUAACAAUAUAUAAAGAUUCUUCUAAAGAACAAACCGUGGUCCAUACCACUACUGUGGGUGAAAAAAAGAUAACUGUAAUAUGGUCGUUUCAUGAAGGAAAUGAGUUGAUUUGUAGCCACUCUGAGCUUGGAGAGCUUAAACCUUAUGGUCCCAAUCAGCUAUUAGACUCUCCUGAAACUUGGCUUGAACGACACUAUGCUUAUCCAUCAUUUUAUGAGCCAGAAAUCUACACUAACCCACAUUAUCUUUAUCCUCAUGUUUUAGCUAAAAGUGAAUAUCAAAUACUAAAGAAGAUGUCCAUCAAGAAAUCUGCCUCAUCAUCUGUCAAGCUAAAAGCCAAAAAAUAAACAACUUAGUUUAUUUUACCGUAGAAUGAUGAGGACUUAUCAACAGCAUUUACAAGCAACUUUAAGUGUGAAAGAGCCUAUAAUUUAAUAGUUAAAACAAGUAGUUGUGGCUUGUGAACAGUUUUCAUAAGAGUAUAUUGUACACUAUUUUUAACUGGUGUUAAUUUGUUUAUUCUAAUGUACUGAUUUGAUAAUCAAAUUGUUAUACCAUUUUACUGCUGUACUUGUUUUGAAAUAUAUUUUUUUAUAUUUGAUUGUGUCAGUAUUUAUAUUUAUAUAGAUAAAUAAACUUACAUUUUCCUUCCAAUAC
Messenger RNA from Physella acuta, 3339 nucleotides. RefSeq lists its product as uncharacterized. The record is from RefSeq and is a predicted model, not a curated record. Lineage: Eukaryota; Metazoa; Mollusca; Gastropoda; Physidae.